UGUGGGGGCUUUCCUGCGGCUGAUCAUGUUGUGUGAGCUGAGCGCCUACCUUUAGAAUCGGACAGCAAGUGCAGCAGUCAGCUGCUUCUGGGUCACUGGCAAAGGGGGUGGGGUGGCGGCAUAUCAUAUCGUAAGAUUUUGGAAUACAGCACUUUGGUUUUUAUGAGGACAAAACAAAAAAAAAGCAGGAGACUUUCUAUUAUGUACGUGGGAUCUGUUGAAUAGUAUGGGAGCGCUAUGUUGUCCAGAAAAGGGAUUAUUCCUGAGGAUUUUAUGCCGACACGUUUAGCCGAGGAUGUCUCUCAACCGAAGUUUAGAGCUAAACAGAGGAAGGCUCGCUUUGUGGCGAAGAAUGGGACCUGCAACGUUGCACAGACGAAUAUUCGAGAGCAGGGACGGUUUCUGCAGGAUGUUUUCACCACCCUAGUGGAUUUAAAAUGGCUUUAUACUCUUAUAAUAUUUACAAUGUCGUAUCUUUGCAGUUGGCUGCUGUUUGGUAUGAUUUGGUGGCUUAUAGCUUUUGCACACGGAGACCUGGACCAGAAUAGCGACAGCUUUGUCCCGUGUGUGACGAGCAUUCAUUCUUUUUCUUCGGCCUUCCUUUUCUCUAUCGAGGUGCAGGUGACCAUAGGCUUUGGUGGGAGGAUGAUCACAGAGGAAUGCCCCGCUGCCAUCCUGUGCCUCAUCGUCCAAAACAUCGUGGGUCUUGUUAUCAACGCCAUCAUGUUGGGUUGCAUUUUUAUGAAGACAGCUCAAGCCCACCGCCGAGCGGAGACCCUUAUUUUCAGCAAGCACGCUGUAAUUGCGAUCAGAGACAGCAAACUUUGUUUCAUGCUGCGAGUGGGGGACCUGAGGAAGAGUAUGAUCAUCAGCGCGACCAUAAAGAUGCAAGUAGUUAGGAAGACGACCACUUUGGAGGGGGAGGUCGUGCCCCUUAACCAGAUAGACAUCGAGAUGGAGAACCCAGUGGGUACCAAUGCCGUCUUCUUGGUGUCUCCUCUUAUUAUAUCCCACGUUAUUGACAAAAAGAGCCCGCUGUAUGAGAUAUCAGCCAGUGAUCUGCACCAUGAAAAUCUGGAAGUGAUUGUCAUUUUGGAAGGAGUUGUGGAGACCACUGGGAUCACUACUCAAGCCAGAACGUCUUACUUAGCUGAGGAGAUACUCUGGGGGCAGAGGUUUGUACCUGUAGUCUCAGAAGAAGAGGGAAGGUACUCGGUGGACUACUCAAAGUUUGGAAACACUGUGAAAGUAGCUACCCCCAGCUGCAGUGCUAAAAGUCUUGACCAAGAUGGAAGUCUCUUAAAAGUAAAACUCCAUGACUCUUUGACACAACAGGAUUUCGUGAGAAAAAGAACCAAUGCCACAAUCCGACUCAAACAAAGAAAUGUCAACCAAUAACACAAAAUAAUGAUUUAAGAAUCACACGCAAAAUUGAUAAUUUUUAGCAGUGGUGAUGUUUUGCUACAUUAUUGUCGUCCACAAAUAUGAGGUAUGGCAGAUUAUAAUUCUUCUGGUAUUAAUUUCUGUACACACUCUACAUUUAUUGUAAGACCAUUUUUAAAAUCAGUAAAAAUACAGCGCUCUAACAGGUAAUUUCUGUACACUUGUCCGUUACCAAUAUGUUCUGUAAAUGUUCAGUCAUUCAUUGCGAAUAUAGUCUGUAGUGUUACCGUUACACGUUGCAGCAGUCUGGUCGUAGUUUUACAUAUUUUCUUAACAGCGUAGAGAAGAAAUGUAAAAUGUAACUUCUCCUUUAACAUUUACAUGUGCUGUGUGUCUCCAAACGUGUUAGAGAGCAUGCUUUACAUUUUCGGGAAAUGUUAUCUUGAAUGACUAUUUAUAUUUAUUUUUCAUUUUAAAGUGCAUAUUUCUGUACAUGAAAGGAUACAUACAGUAAGUAACCCCUGCAAUGUAUUGCACUGUAUUUAAUACAAGUUGGCGAGAACUUAAUAACUCUGUAGCCUAUAAUAUGCAGUACUGGAGAUAGGUAUCCUCUGCAUCCCGCACGCGUUUUUCAGUUUUUAUUCAAAAUAUUUUAUGGUUUUGACUUGUGUAGGAAAACUUUUUUUCAUUAUUAUUGACAGUUUUAAUGCAGUCCAAAUGACUUAACCCUUUCAUAAAUGUCCUAUAAUUAUUUAUACAUUAAAAUGUGUCAUACCUGUAAAAUCGAUUUUAUAUGCAUGUUGCACUACUAAAAAAGUACUACUCAGGUAAACAAGCGAUUCAGCUUUUAUGACAAAAAUAAUAUGAAAAUGUGUUAAUUGUUUUUUUUUUUUUGUUUUUUUUUAAUGUGUAGAUUCUAUUGUUUAUUGUUUUAUACAAUGGUGACAAAGGUAUCAGUGGUGAUCUGAGUUAUUGGUUAUUAUAAAACGAGCAAUUCCACUUUUUGUUUUACUGUAUUGCAUUGAAAUUUAAAUUUUCAGACUUUUAAAAAAAUCUAAUUAAAGUUUCAUUAUGCAAAAGAAAAAUACAACUGGUAAAUCAAAAAUACACUUAUUUAAAAGACUAUUCAGAAAGAAAAAUAUGCAGUAUUGGAUCCGUUCUAUUGUAUUGCCAAACGUUUGACGUCCUCUGCUGAAUGUAUUGUUUUUUGAGUUCAGUAGUAUUCGCUCUGUUCUAUUCACUGGCUAAGCUAUUUGAGUACUAUCCUAUGCUACCCAUGUCUUUGUUUGAUUAAAGAAAGUUUUAACUCA
Polyodon spathula (Mississippi paddlefish) is the source of this 2693-nucleotide messenger RNA. Its product is annotated as ATP-sensitive inward rectifier potassium channel 11-like. Gene Ontology annotation, cellular component: plasma membrane. Gene Ontology annotation, molecular function: ATP-activated inward rectifier potassium channel activity. The transcript has a single exon. The coding region runs from base 238 to 1398 and encodes 386 amino acids. The record is from RefSeq and is a predicted model, not a curated record. NCBI's taxonomy places the organism in Eukaryota, Metazoa, Chordata, Actinopteri, Acipenseriformes, Polyodontidae. Gene Ontology annotation, biological process: potassium ion import across plasma membrane; regulation of monoatomic ion transmembrane transport.